AUUUUCGAUAGAUGUGAAAUGUGGUUUAAAUUCAAAAUUACACCUAUCCGAAUAGACCACGAAAAUAUACCACUUUUAAAUCGUCCAACUCUUUGACAAGCGUAAACCGCGAAGACUCGAUGGAAUGUCAUGGGCUUGGCUGGGCCCAGUAGAGAGAGACAAAAAAUUGAUGGUCAAAGUUACUGAUAACAGCUAACAUGGCAACUUGUGAUGGAAGUACUGCAACUUUGGAGAACCUUGGUCAGGGACUCUUUGGCGUUCAAUUGGAGGUGACUGAAAAAUUGCUGGAAGCAGAGAAGAAGAAACUAACUCAGUUAGAGCUACAUCUUGUUGAAGAAUCAGGAAGUGGAAUAAGUGGUGUUGAGAAGGAAAAAGAGUUAACCCGCCAAAAAUCAAACUAUGCACGCUUGUCAAUACAGCAUCACCAGCUUGCCAAAGAAUACGAGGAAGCUGCAAGAGGUCUGUUGAGAAGAUCAACCAAGCAGAGAAAGUCUUCAAGAAGUGUUCCAUCUCUUGGUUUUAAGCAAACUGUUAAAGCAAGGCCUACCAUCUUUGGAAAUCUGGUGGAUGAAGAUUGGGAAAAUCACAAUAGAUCUUCUGUGAAGAAGAUCAGUAUUACGCCAUCAAGAACACCAUCUCUCCCUUCAAACCUCUCAGAGGAUGUUAUGUUUGAGGAUGGACAUAUUACAGCUGGUACCCUCAGUGGUCUUAUUCAGCUCUUGGUUCCUCUUCCAAAUUACUACCCAGAUAGGACAUAUGUGUUUGCAUUUCUACUCUGCUCAAGGCUGUUUGUUCUUCCCAGUGAAUUGCUGUCAAGAGUUUCAAAGUCUUGUGCUGAGCAGAUAAAGAAAGCCCCUUCUGAAGAGACCAAGGUGCUUGCCUUUAAUUUGGUGCAACUAUUGAGUGAAUGGACCGAGACAUUUCCAAAUGACUUUAAAGAUGAAGUGAUGAUGAUGCAUGUCAAAGACAUCACCAGUUACUGUGCAUCACUCACUGUGGAAUUAAGAAGCAUGGUUGGACAGAUGACUCAGUCCCUCUUUCAGAAGCUUGCAUUGUUGAAUAAAUAUGAAGAGAUUCUGUUAAAGGCAACGGCGGCUGCUGAAGACAGAAAGCUGACAGGGUCCAGCAAGUACAAAAGCGUUCUCGAGGUCUGUCCUAAUCCAGUGAUUAUGGCUCAACAGUUGUGUCACAUUGAGUUGGAAAGACUUGCAAAUAUUGGACCAGAGGAGUUUGUGCAAACUUUUAUUCCAAGAGAUGAAGCGGACUUAAGAUCAACUCUCAGCUAUAUCAAAAGGACAAGCAACUUAGAAGCCUACAUUGAAUGGUUCAAUCGACUUGGUUAUUUAGUGGCAACUGAAGUUUGUUUGGGAAACAAAAAGAAAAUCAGGGCCAAGAUCAUUGAAUAUUUUGUAGACGUGGCCACCGAGUGUUAUGACAAAGGAAACUUCAAUUCAGCCAUGGCCGUUAUUGCCGGAUUGAACAUGAGUCCUGUGACAAGAUUAAAAAAGACGUGGUCCAGAGUAAAGUGUAGAAAGUUUGACAGACUUGAACGCGAGAUGAACCCGGCUUCGAACUUUGCUUGUUAUCGAGCGAUGUUCAAAAUGGCUGUUGAGAGCACCGGGGGUAGGUUUGAAUGCUCCAUUCCUUUCUUCAGCCUGUUUGUUAAAGAUGUUUAUUUUCUCAACGAGGGCCACUCAAACAGACUUCCAAAUGGGCACAUAAAUUUCGAGAAAUUCUGGCAGCUAUCGAAACUGAUAACAAAUUUUGUAACAUGGAAGGAGGCAGCUUGUAAAUAUGACCGCAGCAGGGCCGUUUUGAAUUACUUGAUGACUGUCCCAGUGUUGUCUGAAAAGAAUUUAGCUUUGAUGUCGUAUGAAUGUGAAGCACCUGAAACACAGUUCGAGAAAGAAAGACGCAAAUCUCUAAGGUGUGAAAGAAAUGCGGAGAGAAAAUGAAAAGACAUUUCCUGAAAGUAAAUGUUUCGAGGCAUUUGUAUUUAAGUAAGCGUUUAACCUGCAUCACAGUGUAAUCGAAAACAAAAAAGGAAAAACCCAACCAAAAAAGUCUAAACUUAGAGGAAACUGCAUGAAAUAAUUAACCUCCUGUGCAGUACAUCUAGACUCCUUCGACCAAAACUGUAUUUAUUUUUUUUCCUUUUUUUCGGAUUUAUGUGCCUUUUGAUGGAAAAACACCCAUUCCAGUUUUAAUAGAUCCCUCACUCAAGGUUAAAAAAAAAAAACACGUGAAUUGUAUUUUAUUGUUGGGGUUGUAAACUUCUAUAAACUAUUGUCAUUGCCUAAAACGCGUUGAAUUAUGAGGCAAAUGAGUUGUUUUUCUCACUUUCUGUUUUCGAACGAAUUUUGUAAAUGAAGGUAGUGAUUGACUUUUCGUGUGAUUGAUGUUAUAUCUGAAUAUACUUGCAAGAGAUGCAACGUACUCGAAUUUUCAAUAUUCUAAAAAUAAUUUCUUAUUCUUAUUGUAAUAUAUUACCAGAAGUGUUUAAAAUGUCCGCUAAGAAUUCAAUUUGACUUCGUUCUGAUAGUUUUUAAGAUGUAUAGAGUAGUCUAAUAUUUAAAAAAAUAGACUUUUUGCUAUGAAAGGUUCAGAAGAAGCUUUGUGCAGAGUUCAUUUUCAGAAAUAUUACAAAAUAAUAAAAAAAUAGUUGCUGAAUUUCUAGGAUAAGUGGUAAGUUUUAUACAUUGCAAAAGUUGAUGUCAUUUAUUUGCACGUAGGUUGUAGAAGAAUGAGCGCCUAUUUUGGGUUAAACUAGUUUUUAAAUUUUAAAAGUUAUGAAGAACUCAGAGUUCAUUGAGUAUUAACCGUAAUUUAUUGAUUAUUAUCAUUCGACAUUUCCACUUGCGUGAGUGAGCGUUGGUUAGUGAUAUUUAUUUCUAUUUAUUUCUAUUUAUUGUUAGUAAUUAAUUAUUUCAAGUAUCGUUAUUUAUUUCUGUAGCAAUUAAGAUUGUUUAAAGGUUUAAAUUAAAUUACAAGUGUGAACGAUCUUUGGUUUCUUCUAAGUGUGUCUAGAUGCUAACUUCUUACAAUAUCACCCCUGAAGCGCACAUUAAGGUCACGAGAAUAGAAGGAAUGAUCGCAAACUCGAAAGGCUCCCGAUUGAUAAACAAAUUCUCCUUAUCAGCAUCAUUGGAAAUGUACCGAGAACUAUAUGGAGAAUAUGCAUACUGGUGAAGAGGGAUAAUUGCUGACGAGAAAAAAGGAAGGCUCUCGUCAUGCGCAUUACUGUGAUUAGGUGACUCGGUGAUGUGGCUGUAACCGGUAAAGACGAGUGAAGCAACAAACCUCACUUGUCGGAUAACUUUGGAAUGGUUUCCAUGAGGUGCGCCAUUAAUGCGGACAUUCUUCACACUUAUGAUAUAGACUCAAGUACAAAUUAGUCGCAGUCCUUUUAUUUUCACAUCGUUUUCAUUCAAUUUGCGUUAAAUUGGCCAUAUCCUCGGCAAACAGGCAAAUUUAUAGGAAGAUACAAAAUUUUAAUUGUGGUGUGAAAAAUUAAAUAUGUUUUUUUGUAAUUGAGAUUUCUUGUAAAACACAUUUGGCACAUUUGGUUGAAUGAUUGGAUGUACUUCGGUUAUCAAGUAUGAUUCUAAAUGCUGUUGAUCGUAAAAUAAUUACUAGUGCACAAAUAACAUGCAGUAUCAAAAUGAUCAACAGCGCAUGACCACAAUAAAGAAAUCCUCUAUGAUAUAUCCACCCUAC
Molecule: messenger RNA, 3717 nt
Organism: Pocillopora verrucosa
Lineage: Eukaryota; Metazoa; Cnidaria; Anthozoa; Scleractinia; Pocilloporidae
Source: RefSeq, a predicted model, not a curated record